AUCUCUCUCUCUCCCCCUCUAACCACGUCCACACUCUCUUCAGCAAUCCCAUCAAAGGAAAAGGAAGCCAAACUAUGAAGCUGUAGUAGCAUUUGUCACAUCCUCCUGAUGAUUUUAGCGUUUUCCUCGUUUUAUACUCAACCUUUGGGGCAGAAAAGCAGCACGUGUCCAUGCGGAUACGAGGUUUUCUGCCACGUUUUAAAAGCAUAACGAAGUAGCGUUGAUAGACUUUUUGAUUUUUUUCCUUCCGUCGUUUUCUAUCAGGACGGCGGGACUCGUGUACAGAUUUAGCUUCCUGAACUUGUCUUUUUUGGGGAGGUAGUGUGCAGACACCAAAAUGCUGACCCAUCUCCUCACCCUGGCCUGUGGUCUCUGCUGCUUUGGGUUUACCUCCGUCAGUGCUAAUGUACUAAAAGCCGAGGCUUGGCUGCAGAAGUACGGCUACCUGCCUCCAGGUGAUGUCAGAGCCCAGGCCAUCCGCUCACCAAAGUCCAUUGAAACAGCGAUAGCAGCCAUGCAGAGAUUUUAUGGUUUGACUGUCACUGGCACCAUAGACACCAACACGUUAGAGGCGAUGAGCCGGCCACGAUGCGGUGUCCCAGACAAGUUUGGCCCCCAGCUGAAAACUAACCUGAGGAGGAAGAGAUACGCCUUGCAGGGACUGAAGUGGGACAAAUCUGAGGUGACCUUCAGCAUACAGAACUAUACUCCUAAAGUUGGCGAACGCGCCACUUUCGAAGCCAUCCGAAAGGCCUUCAGGGUGUGGGAGAGUGUGGUCCCACUCACCUUCAGAGAGAUCCCCUACAGCCAAAUCAGUGGCAAGGUCAACAAGUUUGCAGACAUCAUGCUCUUCUUUGCAGACGGUUUCCACGGUGACAGCACGCCGUUUGACGGCGAGGGUGGCUUCCUGGCUCAUGCUUACUUCCCCGGUCACGGCAUCGGGGGAGACACGCACUUUGACCUCGCUGAGCCCUGGACCACUGGGAAUGUUGACCAAGGAGGUAAUGAUAUUUUCCUGGUAGCCGUCCAUGAGUUGGGUCAUGCUCUGGGUCUGGAGCACUCCAAUGACCCCUUUGCCAUCAUGGCCCCCUUCUACCAGUGGUUUGACACUGAGAACUUUCAGCUCCCUGAUGACGACCGCAGAGGAAUCCAGGCGAUCUAUGGAAUCAAGUCUUGGGCGCCCCCUCCUCCCCCUCGACCCACAAAGCCCUUCCACCCCGACAGGCCAGAUCAUGGCCCAGACAUCUGUGAGGGACACUUUGACACCAUCGCCAUCCUCAGAGGGGAAAAGUUUGUGUUUAAGGACAAGUGGUUUUGGCGAGUGCGUAACAACAAGGUGCUGCCAGGUUACCCGAUGCCCAUUGGUCACUUCUGGAGGGGCCUUCCUUCAAACAUCAACGCCGCAUAUGAGAGGAAAGAUGGGAAAUUUGUCUUCCUCAAGGGUGACAGGUACUGGAUUUUCAGUGAGUCAAGCAUGGACAAGGACUCCCCCAAGAGCCUGGCAGACCUGGGUACCGGCCUACCCACAGACAAGCUUGAUGCUGCUCUCUUAUACACACCAACAGGACAGACGUACUUCUUCAAAGGAAACAAGUACUACCGGUUCAACGAGCAGACUCGCACCGUGGACAGUGGAUAUCCAAAACCCAUCACCAUGUGGAGCGGCGCACCAGACAACAUCAAAGCUGCCAUCAUGAGUGAAGAUGGAUCUUACACUUAUUUCUACAAAGCAAACAAGUACUGGAAGUUCAACAACCAGUACAUGAAGGUGGAGUCUGGCUACCCCAAGUCUGUGCUCACUGACUGGAUGGGCUGCGAAGGCGAGGAGCCUAAGAAGGCUCGGGACGAGGAGGUGACAUUGGAGAGCAGUGCCGGGCCAGCAGCCGUGGUGAUCCCUCUCCUCCUAUUGGUGCUGGUGCUGGUCACUCUGGGAGUGCUUUUGUUCUUCAGGAAGUACGGCACGCCUCGGCGCCUCCUCUACUGCCAGAGAUCCCUCCUGGACAAGGUGUAGACAGAGCGACAGGAGACUGACAGACUGCCACAGAGAGAAGGAGAGAGGGGGAGAGAGAACGAGGACUGAGUGAAACCGAGCAAAGUGAAAGAGGAGGAGAGAUCAACUGGAGAAAAGACAGGAGAACUGGGGGACAGAAAGGGGGAUGACUGUAUGUGCCACAAAGGACAGAGAAGAGAGACAGGCUCUGAAAUCAGGAAAAUGUGUAUUUGUAUGUUAAUUAUUUACAUGUGCUGUUCUAUGUUCAGAGAUUAAGAACAUACCCACAAUCUGACAAAGAGGAGGGGAAUAUACAAAGACUCAUCAACGCCAACGACUUCCUUCCUGCCUCUCCUCUCUCACAUCCCUCCUUCCUUUCUCUACUUUAACUGGACGACUCCAGCUGAACUGCUGUCUGAUUCAUUCGUCUCACCACCGGAAACUCGGGGUGUUACUCACAAAUUCGUCAUCUCUGUUUAAGCGUUUUUGCUCUGGAAUAUAUUUACUGUUAAAUCUGUUUGGUGAGGAGUUUUACUCUUAAAGUAGUUUUCUUAAAUCCAGUAGUUUGAAGUUCAGCCUCUUGUAUUUGUUGGAUUAUUUUGUACCACUAAGCAGCGUUGGGUAUCGAACCUCAGACUCCUUUAGUUCUCCCAGAAAUAAAUCCACAGCACCAGGGUAACCUAGUCAGAUUGCUAAUCUCCUUCUUCGAUUUGAUUAUUCCAAAUUUAAAUCCCAAUUUUGCUCAUUUUAGAUCAUUUUAUUAAGGCAAAGUGCUGUUGCUUGUGUUUAGGCAACAUUUAAUACUACAGAAUUCUGUCCCAUCUGCUAAAUGCUGUGUUAUUGGAUGGAUUUGAUAGAGUUGAGUCUGCUGAGCAUAGUGUUAAGAUCAAUUGAGGUAGACUUCACACAUCACGGAUUUAUUAAUUGUGUCUGCUCAACCAACUUAACGUAAGAGUGCUGGAUGCUGUUCCCCCUCGAUUGUCAAAGCUGCACCCCCUGUCACAGUGUCUAAAGCCAAAUAUGGUCCUUCUGGUACAAAGACAAGAUUUUAUUUAUGUCGGCUGUAGAAUGUAACUGCAACUUCAGACACUCACACUUGCAGCCAAAACUCCUCAUUCAGUGCAAGCAGUCAGACGGGAAGUUUUUUUUCCAGUUGAUUUGUUGUUGAAUACAAGCAGAGCUGCUUGUGCAAAUGCUUCAACAAAUUUGGUGCAAUUUUAAUUAUUAUUGUUGUUAUUAUAAAUAUGGUUAUUGUUAUUAUUGUUCUCCUGGUAUAGUUAUAAUAAUGUUUCUUCUUUUGCUUUUGUGCAUUGUCAUUUGGAGUCCUGCUGGACAGAGGCAUAACGUGACAAUGAUGGAAAUACAUCCCAGUUUACAUUCAAGUGGUGAAUUAGAUCGGUUCUUUUAGCUCUGAAACACCUGACAUUACAAUGCUAUUUAAGAACUUUUACACAGAUGGUGCUCAAUGAUUUUUUUUUUUUUUACACACAUCAAAAUUGAAGUGAAUUGAUUUAGUUAAUAACAAUGAUAAUGGUAAUGAUAUUUAUAAUGAUGAUCAUAUUAAAAAUGAUUUUUUUCCUGCUUGUUUUC
Molecule: messenger RNA, 3580 nt
Organism: Monopterus albus (swamp eel)
Lineage: Eukaryota; Metazoa; Chordata; Actinopteri; Synbranchiformes; Synbranchidae
Gene: mmp14a
Product: matrix metallopeptidase 14a (membrane-inserted)
Exons: 10
Coding region: 338-2011 (557 amino acids)
Biological process (GO): collagen catabolic process; zymogen activation; skeletal system development
Cellular component (GO): extracellular matrix; plasma membrane
Molecular function (GO): metalloendopeptidase activity; zinc ion binding
Source: RefSeq, a predicted model, not a curated record